Messenger RNA from Cladophialophora yegresii CBS 114405, 1572 nucleotides. Its product is annotated as dihydropyrimidinase. The record is from RefSeq and is a predicted model, not a curated record. Gene Ontology annotation, cellular component: cytoplasm. Bases 1 to 1572 code for a protein of 523 amino acids. The transcript is spliced from 3 exons. Gene Ontology annotation, molecular function: hydrolase activity, acting on carbon-nitrogen (but not peptide) bonds. Lineage: Eukaryota; Fungi; Ascomycota; Eurotiomycetes; Chaetothyriales; Herpotrichiellaceae.
AUGGGCAGCUACGCUCCGUUGACGCUGGAAUGCGAUCUUUUGGUCACAAACGGUAUCAUCGUCUCGCCAAGUGAUCUGAUUUAUCCUCCAGCCUCAGACAUCGCCGUCAAGGACGGCAAGAUCCUAUGCAUCGGAGCUCUUCAAGGCAUAUUCACCGCCAAGAAGGUGGUUGACGCCCAGGGCGCAUACGUGACACCUGGAGGCGUCGACACUCACGUUCACCUGGACCAGCACAUCAAUGGCGCCCUGGGCGACAAUUUCGAGGACGGUUCAAGAAGCGCCAUUGCCGGCGGCACCACUACCAUCGUUACGUUCGCGUUUCAGGCCAAGACCGACGACAGUGUCCUGCCUGUGGUCGAGGCCUACCACAAAAAGGCGGCCGGUCUGACAUACUGUGACUAUUCCUUUCACUUGAUCCUGACCAACCCGACACGACCAAUCGUGGAGCAAGAACUGCCCCUCAUGGUCGAGCAAGGCAUCACUUCUGUCAAACUGUACAUGACGUACGACCCGCUCAAGCUGAAGGAUCGGGAGAUCUUGAACAUCAUGCUCGCUACCCGGGCCCUGGGCAUGACGACCAUGAUCCACGCCGAGAACAGUGAUAUGAUCGACCUGAUCAUCGAGCAGCUGUACGAGCAGAAGCUGGGUGACCCUUACUAUCACUCGGUUGCACGACCCAAGGUCGCCGAAGAUGAAGCGACGUAUCGAGCGAUCAGCCUUGCUCAACUCAUGGACACGCCCAUCCUACUGGUCCACGUGUCCAGCGCCGUCGCGGCGCGCCAUGUCCGCGACGCGCAGACCAAACUGCUCCCCAUCCACGCCGAGACGUGCCCGCAGUACCUGUACUUGCUCCGGGACCGACUCCGAGGCGAGAACUUCGAGGGUGCCAAGUGCGUGUGCUCGCCUCCUCUACGAGACAGCCCAGCCGAUCUGGACGCCCUGUGGGAAGCGAUUGCGAACGGCACCUUCACCACCGUCUCCAGCGACCACUGCCCAUUCAGCUUCCACCACCCACUCGGCAAGCAGAUGGGCUUAAAGGACGGUGUCUCCCGCUUCACCGACAUACCGAACGGACUGCCGGGCGUCGAGACCCGACUGCCCCUAAUCUACAAGGGCGCCCAGGAGGGACGGAUCAGCGUGCAGAAAUUCGUCGAAGUCACGUCUUCCAAUCCGGCCAAGCUAUACGGUCUCAAUACAAAGGGGAGCCUGGCUGCAGGGUAUGACGCCGACAUCGUCGUCUGGUAUCCCGACGAGGCGGUCUCGUUCGACCUGACGAACGAGAUGCUGCACCACACGUGCGACUACACGCCGUUUGAAGGCAUCAAGUUCGGCAACUGGCCACGCUACACGAUCAGCAGGGGGGAAGUCGUCUGGUCGCGUGACGAGGGCGGCGUCUUGGGCAGCAAAUCGCACGGCCGGUUCGUGCGGCGGGUCAAGAACGGACUGAGGCAGCCGCGGGGCAAAUUCGAGAACGAGUGGAUUCCGCAGUACAAGGGCCGGAUUCCUGGCGUUACACCCGGCAAAGGCCAUCCUCACAUCGAGGGGGCUUCGCAGAAGGUGGUUGGGAACUAG